This is a messenger RNA of Aspergillus viridinutans, 303 nucleotides long. RefSeq lists its product as uncharacterized. Bases 1 to 303 code for a protein of 100 amino acids. The transcript has a single exon. NCBI's taxonomy places the organism in Eukaryota, Fungi, Ascomycota, Eurotiomycetes, Eurotiales, Aspergillaceae. The record is from RefSeq and is a predicted model, not a curated record.
AUGAGUGAUCAGCAGGCUCGCGAGAGCUUCGCGUCCAUCCUCAGCUACUACCGCCACAAUCGCGAGUCGUUGGGAAAUGUCCCAGACUGGGUUGACAAGCCCCAGAGCGGAAAUAUUGUCAUUGGCCUUCUCAGAGAUAGUGCUCCAACCGACGAACAAGUCGAAAAGGCUAAGGAGGAACUAAGGGCUUUCAUGGCCAUAGAAGAAACCCAGGCAGCCCUAUCUGAAACGGAAAAGGCUAUCUUGACGGCAGCAGCUAAUUCUAGCCGUGCAAAACGACUGCAAAACAAGAAGGACAAAUAA